AUGCGUGUUUUGCCGGCCACUCCUAAGAACCGUAGACACCAAGGUCCCCAGUACAACAACCAGUUCGGUGGACAGCCGCAGAUGAUGCAGCCUCCUCCGGUCCCCCACCAUAGCGGCAUGGGUGGUGCUAUGGGUGGUGCUCAAUGGAUGCCCCCGCAGGCCGAUGGCACCGGUGGUAGCUUCCAGCUACUACCAACGGGUGAUGAUCCGUUUACUGGUCUGGGUUAG
Anthostomella pinea is the source of this 228-nucleotide messenger RNA. NCBI's taxonomy places the organism in Eukaryota, Fungi, Ascomycota, Sordariomycetes, Xylariales, Xylariaceae. The record is from the annotation of a GenBank genome assembly.